GAAGCACCGCACUCGUCGCUGGCGAGAACGGGUGGCUGAGUCCAACCGCCAGUUCUGGGCCGAGCUUGAUUGGGAUGCGGGUGAAUCCCCUCCUGGGCCUUCGCGUUUGCUGCUGCUGGCACCUCGCCUCCCGCACACCAUAGCGAAUGGCCCCGCCAGCGUUGUUACUUCCCCCAGUCCGGGGGGCGCCGCUCACCGUCAGAGAGGCGACCCGGCCAGGCUGCAGCCCUGGCCGGCGCUCCGCGCUACGCCUGAGUGGAGCCAGCUGGUUCUUGACUUUGCUGAGACUGUGGAGGACCAGGAUGAGGCCGGCCUCGCCUACCGUGUCGCCUACGAUGCACUUGACGCCACGCAAGGGGCGUCAUGGCUGGACCCCACCCUCGCGGCUGCCUUCCUCGAGGAUGUGGCGGCCCAGGGGCAGCGGGAGAUAGCGAGGCCCGACAAGGGGCCCCUCCUUAUCCAGGAGCUUCACAUGGGGGACGAGGAUGUCCAACGUCUUAAAGUCGAUGCCCUCUCCCAGGGGUAUCACCUCUUUGUUCCCCCCGUGCAGGGUGCCCGACCUGUCAAGGGCGGCAUCGCCACCCUUGUGCCAGUGCACUGCCAGGGUCGGUUCCGAGGCGGGUACCUCACGGAGGAUGGGGCUGGGUUCGUCCUUGUCGAGCUUUUCAGGGUUAGGCAUUCCCUCCUCUUAGUCAAUCUGUACCUUCGGCCGGGCGUCGGCAUCACGGGGGACCCCAAUGCUGGGGUCUUGGCCACGCUUCGCCCCUAUUUACGGCAGUGCCCUAACUGGGUUAUUGUUGGGGACUGGAACUUCCCAGCUCAGGAGCUUGAGGACACCUCGCUCCCGGACACCUUCAGAGGCUGUGUCCUGACCACUGGCGAGGCCACCAUUACCUCUGGCAACUGCCUGGACUACGCCCUCGUGUCCCGAAAGGCUGCCUCGCUCCUUGCCGCCUCCGUCUCCUGGGACGUCCCCUUUAAGCCUCACGCUGCGGUCGAGUACGUCUUUCACAGUGGGGGGGGGCAGGUUCCCCUCCCCCAGCUGCCUGUUUUUGAAGGCACCCUCUGUGAGGCCCCUGGUCGUAGUGGGGCGGCGGCCUCUGGCAGCGCUUCGGCUAGCUCUACCACCCCCACUGAGCAGAGUGACCGGGGCCUUACUGUGUGGAGGCUGGGCACUUUUGCGGGGGAGACCCUGCCUGACACUGCGGCCAACCGCAGUUUCGCUGCACUUACUUUUGAGCUCGCUGGGGGCAGAGGGUGCACCCGAAGCUGCGUGGUGGCAAAAGGUGCGGCAGGCUUGGGACCCCCACAGGCCGCCCCUGCUCGCUUCGUUGCCCUGAGUGCUAGCUUUCCGCAAGCUGCGCUUGAGCCUCUCCGGACGCAGCUAGAGGAGGAGGGACUCCCCAGCCAGGACCCGGUUGCCUACGUAUGCCCGCCUCAGGCCACCCAGGCGGCUGCCGACGGGCAGCGUGCUUUCGUUCGUGCCGCGUGUGAUAGGGCGAUUGCUGCUGCUAGGGCUAGUGAGACGCGUGACUAUCAGGCUUGGCUUGCUGGGGCUUCUGUCAAGGGCCUCAA
Molecule: messenger RNA, 1575 nt
Organism: Symbiodinium sp. CCMP2456
Lineage: Eukaryota; Dinophyceae; Suessiales; Symbiodiniaceae
Source: the annotation of a GenBank genome assembly